Messenger RNA from Danio aesculapii, 1838 nucleotides. RefSeq names its product gamma-aminobutyric acid type A receptor subunit alpha6b (gene gabra6b). Gene Ontology annotation, cellular component: neuron projection; synapse; postsynapse. The coding region runs from base 175 to 1509 and encodes 444 amino acids. NCBI's taxonomy places the organism in Eukaryota, Metazoa, Chordata, Actinopteri, Cypriniformes, Danionidae. The transcript is spliced from 10 exons. The record is from RefSeq and is a predicted model, not a curated record. Gene Ontology annotation, molecular function: transmitter-gated monoatomic ion channel activity involved in regulation of postsynaptic membrane potential; benzodiazepine receptor activity; GABA-gated chloride ion channel activity. Gene Ontology annotation, biological process: nervous system process; signal transduction; synaptic transmission, GABAergic.
AGAAGCGCAACCCCACUGAGGAACUCCAGCAAGAAUACACGCAUAAAAAAAGCUUCAGGAUUUACGCACACAAGCCUUGCGAUUACACCAGCUCCUUUCGCACACAUAAAUUAUGGGAUGUACAACUAACACUAGUUGACAAGGGGACACUUGGAUAGAGAGUGCGCGCAAAGCAUGGCUUGGGUACGCACAUGCUUUUUCCUAUCUUGUGUUGGACAGGUGGUGGCAAAUCCGCCAACAGAAACAAGGAUAUAUUUGGAUAACAUCACGCGCAUUUUGGAUAGAUUAUUGGAUGGAUAUGACAACAGACUUCGACCAGGAUUUGGAGGUCCUGUCACAGAGGUUAAAACGGACAUCUUUGUCACCAGCUUCGGUCCAGUUUCUGAUGUGGAAAUGGAAUACACAAUGGAUGUGUUUUUCCGGCAAACGUGGAUAGAUGACCGGCUGAAAUUUGAGGGCCCCAUUGAGAUCCUGCGUCUGAACAACCUAAUGGUCAGCAAGAUCUGGACGCCGGACACUUUCUUCCGAAAUGGCAAACGUUCGAUUUCACACAACAUGACCACUCCCAACAAGCUGUUCCGCAUCAUGCAGAACGGAACUAUUCUGUACACCAUGAGGUUAACCAUCAACGCAGAGUGCCCCAUGCGACUGAUAAACUUUCCAAUGGAUGGACAUUCGUGUCCUUUGAAAUUUGGCAGCUAUGCCUACCCAAUGAGUGAGAUUGUUUACACGUGGAAGAAAGGGCCGCAAUUUUCAGUGGAAGUUCCUCAGGAGAGCUCCAGUCUGCUACAGUAUGAUCUCAUUGGACAGACGGUGUCUAGCGAAAGGUUGAAGUCAAACACAGGUGAAUAUAUAGUCAUGACGGUGUACUUCCACCUGCAGAGAAAAAUGGGCUUCUUCUUGAUCCAGACCUACAUCCCAUGCAUUAUGACUGUGAUCUUAGCACAGGUCUCCUUUUGGAUUGACAAAGAGUCCGUACCUGCAAGAACUGUGUUUGGCAUCACCACAGUGCUAACCAUGACCACGCUGAGCAUUAGCGCCCGUCACUCAUUACCAAAAGUCUCCUACGCCACCGCCAUGGACUGGUUCAUCGCCGUCUGCUUCGCGUUUGUCUUCUCUGCCCUCAUCGAGUUUGCCGCCGUCAACUAUUUCUCCACCUUGCAGGCCAAUAAGGAAAUUCGGCGAGCCAACAUUGCACGUGCCGCCGCUGCCGCAGCAGCUGCCAGAAGUGAUGGAGAAGUCGUUUUGAAUCCUUUGGACCCCGGAGGAGUGCUGAAGAAACGAAUGAACUCUCUCUCUCAAAGAAACGCGACUGACAGGUUCUCCAGGUCAUCUCAACCUGAUUUCCACCAGCAAGGCUCCACUGUCCCUGCAAACAACAUGCUGACAGGAACUAGUAUUAUUGACAAGUACUCACGCAUCCUUUUCCCUCUGUCCUUUGGAGCCUUCAACCUGGUCUACUGGAUUGUCUAUCUCACCAAAGACACAAUGGAAUCCAGGGAAGUGUGAGUGCUGUUAGAACCUGCAAAGAAGGACGACUGAAGACAAUCACCAUCUUAUAAACUGAAGGAUGUAUGUAUGGAUGUAUGGAUAGAUGAGAGACACUGCUGCUGAAGGUGUAACUGUGAUUGUUUUGAGAGGGACGGUGGUACUCUUCUCCACCUUUGGCCUUCCCUCUCCACCGGCCCUGUAGCAUGUUUUGACCUCUCAUCGCUCUGGCAUGAAACUCUCCGACUGCAGAAUGAUUUCCCUUCUCCCUAAAGACAUUCAAGCUCAAUGGCAUUUGUGGCACUGGUUUGGACACUAUCAGUUAAUUACACACACAAACACACACACAU